GCUUCCGGAAGUAGCCGACGAUGAGCGCCGAAGCACAAGACCGGGGAUGAAACGAGCCUGAAGCGGAAUUUAUUUAGUUCACGUGCUGGUUUGAACUGCGAGAGUGUGAGCGCAGGACAUAGCUGCCAGAGAGAAGAAACAAGAAGUGGGUGUUUCUGCAGUCCAGCCCGGUUUGGUUUUUGGUGUUUUUCUACUGUAAUACAGACUCUAGACGCACAACUUUGAGGCACCUGCUGUGUCAAGUUACUUCCUGCUCUUGGGUGGCAGUGAACUAACGUGGGGAGCUAAAGAGAUGGACCAGAACAACAGUAUACCACCCUUCCAGGGGCUGGCAUCCCCUCAGGGUGCCAUGACUCCAGGCAUGCCAAUCUUCAGUCCCAUGAUGCCGUAUGGCUCUGGCCUGACACCCCAGCCCGUCCAAAACACCAACAGUUUGUCUAUACUGGAAGAACAGCAGAGGCAACAACAACAACAACAACAGCAGCAGCAGCAGGCACAACAGGCAAACGCAGGCCUUCCUGGAACAUCGGGGCAGACCCCUCAGCUUUACCAUUCCCAGACAGUUGCAGGCUCGACCACUACAGCGCUGCCGGGGAACACUCCGCUUUACAACACCCCGCUGACCCCUAUGACCCCUAUCACACCGGCCACCCCAGCCUCAGAGAGCUCUGGAAUAGUACCACAACUACAAAACAUCGUAUCUACUGUAAAUUUGGGCUGUAAACUAGACUUGAAGACAAUCGCCCUGAGAGCCAGGAAUGCAGAAUACAACCCAAAGCGUUUUGCUGCAGUCAUCAUGAGAAUACGAGAGCCCAGGACGACUGCUCUCAUUUUCAGCUCUGGGAAGAUGGUCUGCACUGGAGCCAAGAGUGAGGAGCAGUCGAGGUUAGCUGCCAGAAAAUACGCUCGUGUGGUGCAGAAGCUCGGCUUUCCUGCAAAGUUCCUGGACUUCAAGAUUCAGAACAUGGUGGGAAGCUGUGAUGUGAAGUUCCCCAUUCGGCUGGAAGGAUUAGUCCUUACCCAUCAACAGUUUAGCAGUUAUGAGCCAGAGCUGUUUCCGGGACUGAUCUACAGGAUGAUCAAACCCAGAAUUGUCCUGCUCAUCUUUGUUUCUGGGAAAGUUGUACUCACAGGUGCCAAGGUGAGAGCAGAGAUCUACGAAGCAUUUGAAAAUAUCUAUCCCAUCCUCAAAGGCUUCCGCAAGACAACGUAGAACCGGCAUCUCCUUUAACCUUUAUUACCCCAAUCCUGACUCUUCGUACUUGGAAUUUUUUUUAAUUCACAAGAAGUUUCAUCUAAAUGUUGACCUCUACAAGUGGACUGCUGUAAGGGCUGUUUUACAGGGAUGUGAGUCGUCUUUUUUUUUUUUUUUUUUGCGCUCCAGAUUUUUUUGAAAAACAGGUGUUUUUUUGUUGCUGUGUUUUGAUCACAAGUGUUAAACUAUUUUACACAGACACAACUCCAAAUAUUCACAGCAUUUCUUUCUUUUGGUUUUUACCCAGACACUUCAGUUUUUUUCUGUUGUCCUGAUCACAUCCCCGAUUGUACAUACGACUGUAAAGAAAUGUAAAAAGUGCUGAUUUGAAGAGAAGCAGUCUGAUUAAGACAGUUUUUAGUUUUUAUUUUAAGCCAUUUUAAAUAGUUUUGUACGUUGCAUUUUUAUAAAUUGUCCACUCAGUCCCAAAAUCCUUUUUAAAACAUGUUCAGGUCUGUCAGCCCCACAUUCCUGUUAAGAGUAUUUGCUAGGAUUUUAGUUGAAGUGACUGUUUAUCCCAAAGCUAAUCAGUCUACUUUUUGACAGUUUUAACUUAAUACAUGUUUUUAUUCAAGUUAAUCACAUUUUGGUUCAGCUAAUUCCAUAACUGCUGGAAGUGGAUUUCUUUCUAAAGUCAAACAUUUUUACACAAGUAAAAUAAUACUGUCUGCAGUAACUGAAGGUGGGUGCUCUUAAUUUAGAAGGACAGAAGUUUAAGUUAAUUGAUGCAAGUACUUCUACAUUUGUGUCACUGUUGGGUUCCUUAUACAUUUGUACUUAUAAGUCAACCAGAACAAAACAUGAAGAAGCUCUUGGUGUGUAAGUAGACAAGCUCUUUUACAUCUUGCAUCUUACAUUCUCAAGCACUAAAAGAUGAGGAAACUAUGCAUUAUGUUGCCAUGUUUGUUUUUUUUGGCCACUUAAAAAUAUAUUUGAACAUUCA
Molecule: messenger RNA, 2198 nt
Organism: Centropristis striata (black sea bass)
Lineage: Eukaryota; Metazoa; Chordata; Actinopteri; Perciformes; Serranidae
Gene: tbp
Product: TATA box binding protein
Exons: 9
Coding region: 293-1213 (306 amino acids)
Biological process (GO): DNA-templated transcription initiation
Molecular function (GO): DNA binding; RNA polymerase II general transcription initiation factor activity
Source: RefSeq, a predicted model, not a curated record